Messenger RNA from Tarenaya hassleriana, 1869 nucleotides. Its product is annotated as fructose-bisphosphate aldolase-lysine N-methyltransferase, chloroplastic. Gene Ontology annotation, biological process: peptidyl-lysine monomethylation. The record is from RefSeq and is a predicted model, not a curated record. Lineage: Eukaryota; Viridiplantae; Streptophyta; Magnoliopsida; Brassicales; Cleomaceae. Bases 198 to 1655 code for a protein of 485 amino acids. Gene Ontology annotation, cellular component: chloroplast. The transcript is spliced from 6 exons. Gene Ontology annotation, molecular function: [ribulose-bisphosphate carboxylase]-lysine N-methyltransferase activity; protein binding; protein-lysine N-methyltransferase activity.
CCAUUAUUCUGGGUUUGGGCCUAUUUCAGGCUUUGCUUCGCCUCAUCUAGGCCCAUAUAUUUUUCCAGUUUUAUUUUAAAAAAAAAUUAAAUUUGGAUUUUUGUCUUCUGGCUUGUGUUUGUGAUACAGACCACAGGUGCCGGAUCGAAGACUCUUUAUCUAUCUGGCUGAUAAUUCCCGCCAACCGGAAAACCACCAUGGCCACCGCCGCAUCCGCCGCCAUGGCGCUCCUCCGCUUGCCGUCGAUGCGACAGUCCCCACCCUCCUCCGUUAUUUUUUCCCGCCCCAGAAAACCACGCACGAAGUUCACCGUCGUCGCCGCAGCUCCAAACCCAGAGUUGCCGGAAAAUGUACGGACAUUUUGGAAAUGGCUCGGAGACCAAGGCGUCAUCUCGGGGAAAACGGCGGUGGAACCCGGCAUGGUCCCUGAGGGUCUGGGCCUUGUAGCUGGGCGCGACAUCGGACGAAACGAGGUCGUUUUGGAGAUCCCAAAUCGGUUCUGGAUAAACCCAGACACCGUUGCAGCCUCCGAGAUUGGACCCGUAUGCGGCGGACUGAAACCGUGGGUUUCAGUGGCUCUGUUCUUGAUCAGAGAGAAGCUUCGUGAAGAUUCUCCAUGGCGGGGUUACAUGGAUGUUCUUCCUGAAUCCACUGAUUCUGCUGUCUUCUGGUCAGAGGAGGAGCUAGCUGAGCUCCAAGGGACUCAGUUGCUGAGCACCACAUUGGGCGUGAAAGAUUACCUUGAAAACGAAUUCACGAAACUGGAAGAGGAGAUAUUACUUCCUAACCAGCAUCUCUUCCCAUCCCGCAUAGCACUAAAUGACUUCAUCUGGGCAUUCGGGAUUCUCAGAUCAAGAGCUUUCUCUCGUCUCCGUGGCCAAAAUCUUGUCUUGAUCCCUCUCGCAGAUCUGGUAAACCAUAGUGUGGCAAUAACCUCGGAAGAUUAUGCAUAUGAGAUCAAAGGAGCUGGUCUGUUCUCAAGGGAUCUCUUGUUUUCAUUGAGAGCCCCAGUUUCUGUUAAAGCAGGUGAGCAGGUGUUCAUUCAGUAUGAUCUGAACAAAAGCAAUGCAGAACUUGCUCUAGACUAUGGCUUUGUGGAACCAAACCCUAACCGCAAUUCAUACACAUUAACUCUGGAAAUACCUGAAUCAGACCCCUUUUUCGGAGAUAAGUUGGACAUAGCUGAGACCAAUGGGGUGGCCGAGACUGCCUACUUUGACAUAGUAGAGGGCCAGACUCUCCCUGCUGGUAUGCUUCAGUACCUACGGCUUGUGGCCCUUGGAGGUGCAGAUGCCUUCCUAUUAGAAUCUAUCUUCAGAAACGCCAUCUGGGGCCAUCUUGAUUUGCCUGUAAGCCGUGCCAACGAGGAACUUAUAUGCCGGGUGGUCAGAGAUGCCUGCAAACUGGCUCUUUCGGGCUAUGGUACCUCCAUUGAAGAGGACGAGAAGUUGCUGGAAGAAGGAAAGCUUAGCCCGAGGAUGGAAAUAGCCAUCAAGAUAAGAGCUGGUGAGAAGAGGGUGCUUCAGCAGAUUGACGACAUCUUCAAAGAGAGAGAGCUUGAACUUGAUGUGUUGGAGUACUACCAGGAAAGAAGGCUCAAAGAUCUUGGCUUGGUUGGAGAGCAAGGCGAAAUCAUCUUCUGGGAAACCAAGUGAGAGCUUAAGAUCACUUUCCAGAGAUGGUGUGAGCCUUUUUUUUUUCUGCAGAGGCAAAUUCAAGGCAACAAAGGAAAAAUCUUCACCAGUUUUCUUAGCCCGAAACCCAUAGGAACUAGUAGAGAGAUGUAUCAAGCUUGACAGGAAAAUAGCUGAUACCUGUUACAAUCUGUUACUUAGGCCAUUGUUGAAAGACAGCCUCUUUCUUGGGUUA